Molecule: messenger RNA, 480 nt
Organism: Puccinia graminis f. sp. tritici CRL 75-36-700-3
Lineage: Eukaryota; Fungi; Basidiomycota; Pucciniomycetes; Pucciniales; Pucciniaceae
Exons: 2
Coding region: 1-480 (159 amino acids)
Biological process (GO): double-strand break repair via homologous recombination
Cellular component (GO): chromosome; cytoplasm
Molecular function (GO): four-way junction helicase activity; 3'-5' DNA helicase activity
Source: RefSeq, a predicted model, not a curated record
AUGCAAGUUUCAAAGGUUAUCCACGAGGCAAGGCGAAUUCCAGGGGGUCACAAUGAUGCUCACAGUACGUUUGCUAGACGGUUCCACGCGUGUACGGGGGAUAUGAGCAAGGAGGAGACAACGAACAAGUUUGCUGCAGGCGAAUUUCCGGUAAUAGCAUGCACCAUGGCCCUGGGCCUUGGGCAAAACUGGAAGCGAGUCCGAUCAGUGGUUCACGUUGGACAAGGUGAUCCCGCAUCUAUUUGCCAGAUGAUUGGUCGCUGCGGGAGAGGGGGAUCGCCUGGACUAGCCAUCUUGUUCGUUGAGGCAAAUCAAAGAUCUGGAAAGAAUACUGUUGAUGAAUUUGCCAAUCCUGGGUUGGAUAUGUACCACUAUGAAACAAUGAUCCAAAUGUUACUCUGGAGCGCGCUUGAGAAAUCAAUGUUCAUUUUCCCAAUUGCCUAUGUUCAAACUGCAAUCCUAAGAAGACGACUAGUCUGA